Molecule: messenger RNA, 789 nt
Organism: Puma concolor (puma)
Lineage: Eukaryota; Metazoa; Chordata; Mammalia; Carnivora; Felidae
Source: RefSeq, a predicted model, not a curated record
CAGGUGAACAAGGUGAUGUCCAUCUUGUUUUAUGUGAUAUUUCUCGCGUAUCUCCGUGGCAUCCAAGGUAACAACAUGGAUCAAAGGAGUUUGCCUGAAGACUCACUAAAUUCCCUGAUUAUUAAACUGAUCCAGGCAGAUAUUUUGAAAAACAAGCUCUCCAAGCAGAUGGUGGACGUUAAGGAAAACUACCAGAGCACCCUGCCCAAAGCAGAAGCCCCCCGAAAGCCGGAGCAGGGAGAGCCCACCAAGUCGGAGUUCCAGCCAGUGACUGCAAUGGACACAGAACUCCUGCGGCAACAGAGACGCUACAGCUCGCCCCGGGUCCUGCUGAGUGACAGCACCCCCUUGGAGCCCCCUCCCUUGUAUCUCAUGGAGGAUUACGUGGGCAACCCCGUGGCGGCCAACAGAACGUCGCGGAGGAAGAGGUACGCAGAGCACAAGAGUCACCGAGGUGAGUACUCGGUAUGCGACAGCGAGAGCCUGUGGGUAACCGACAAGUCCUCGGCCAUCGACAUUCGGGGACACCAGGUCACGGUGCUGGGGGAGAUCAAAACCGGCAACUCUCCCGUCAAACAAUAUUUUUAUGAGACGAGAUGUAAAGAAGCCAGGCCUGUCAAAAACGGUUGCAGGGGGAUUGACGAUAAACACUGGAACUCUCAGUGCAAAACUUCCCAAACCUACGUCCGCGCACUGACGUCAGAAAACAAUAAACUUGUAGGCUGGCGAUGGAUACGGAUAGACACCUCCUGUGUGUGUGCCUUGUCGAGAAAAAUUGGAAGAACAUAA